GAACUGUUGCCACUUUCUUCCGGUGAACGAAACAACAAUAUUGCUGAAGAGAUGGCAGAGAUCGGGGAAGACGAGCUCAAAAAGCUCGAAUAUUUGUCUUUGGUGUCUAAAGUUUGUACCGAACUUGACAACCAUUUAGGAAUCAACGAUAAGGACCUUGCUGAGUUUGUAAUCAGUCUUGCUGAGAAACAUCCAACCAUUGAUGGAUUUAAGUCAGUCCUGGUAAAAAAUGGAGCCGAUUUCUCAGAUUCACUCGUCAGCAAUUUGCUUCGUCUCAUUCAAACCAUGCGUCCUCCUGCAAAAGCAUCUACCAGUAAAGGAUCUCAUCCUGUGGCUAAACCAAAGAAUGAAAAGGACCAGCUGAAAGAGCUGUUUCCAGCUCUGUGCAGACCUGACAAUCCUAAUACUAGGACUAUGCUGGAUGAGGAUGAUGUGAAAGUUGCUGAUGAUGCCAUGAAAGAGUUGGAGAUGUUUAUGCCUAGUGUUAGUGGUACAGAACCUAGCAGCAGUAAACACAGAUCCGAAAGCAGCAGUAAGAAGAAGCGGAGGAGCAGAAGUCGGAGCAGAGACAGGGAUAGGGAAAGAGACAAAGACAGACGGAGACGCCAUCGCUCUCGCUCCCGUUCCAGAUCUCGCUCCAAUGAGAGAGACAGAAGGAAGCGCAGGAGCCGCUGGCACUCUCGCAGCAGGUCCAGGAGUCCUGCACGGGGAGACCGAGAUAAAGGCUCCGACCGCUGGAAGGACAAACAUGUUGACCGGCCCCCACCGGAGGAGCCAUCUGUGGGGGAUAUCUACAAUGGCAAAGUCACCAGUAUUAUGCAGUUUGGCUGCUUUGUGCAGUUGGAAGGUCUCAGGAAACGCUGGGAAGGCUUGGUCCAUAUUUCUGAGCUCAGAAGAGAAGGUCGGGUAGCAAAUGUGGCAGAUGUGGUCAGCAAAGGUCAAAGGGUCAAAGUCAAGGUGUUGUCCUUCACUGGAUCCAAAACAAGUCUCAGUAUGAAGGACGUUGACCAGGACACUGGUGAAGAUCUUAACCCUAACAGGAGGAGAAAUGUGGGUGGAGAAGGUCAGGAAGAGUCGGCCAUGAGGAAUCCUGACAGACCCACUAACCUCAACCUGGGCCAUGCUCCAGAGGUAGAGGAUGACACAUUGGAACGCAAAAGACUCACCAAGAUAUCCGAUCCGGAGAAGUGGGAGAUCAAACAGAUGAUUGCUGCCAAUGUGUUGUCUAAGGAGGAAUUCCCAGACUUUGAUGAAGAGACAGGAAUUCUGCCUAAAGUUGAUGAUGAGGAGGAUGAGGACUUGGAGAUUGAGCUGGUGGAAGAGGAACCUCCAUUCCUGAGGGGGCACACCAAACAGAGCAUGGACAUGAGUCCUGUCAAGAUUGUCAAGAACCCCGAUGGAUCUCUCUCCCAAGCAGCCAUGAUGCAGAGUGCCCUGGCCAAAGAGCGACGGGAGGUGAAACAGGCCCAGCGGGAGGCUGAAAUGGACUCGAUACCCACUGGCCUUAACAAACACUGGGUGGACCCACUGCCUGACACUGACGGCAGGCAGAUAGCUGCCAACAUGAGGGGCAUAGGUAUGAUGCCCAACGACAUCCCAGAAUGGAAGAAACACGCCUUUGGCGGCAACAAGGCAUCCUAUGGCAAAAAGACUCAACUUUCUAUUCUAGAGCAAAGAGAGAGUCUUCCUAUCUACAAGCUGAAAGAGCAGCUCAUUCAGGCUGUCCAUGACAACCAGAUCCUGAUUGUGAUCGGUGAGACGGGCUCAGGGAAGACCACUCAGAUCACUCAGUACCUGGCUGAGGCUGGAUACACCACACGGGGGAAGAUCGGGUGCACACAACCCAGAAGAGUGGCAGCCAUGUCUGUGGCUAAAAGAGUGUCGGAGGAGUACGGUUGUUGUUUAGGUCAAGAGGUUGGAUACACCAUCCGUUUUGAGGACUGCACAAGUCCCGAGACUGUCAUUAAGUACAUGACGGACGGUAUGCUGUUAAGAGAGUGUCUGAUUGACCCUGAUCUGGGCCAGUAUGCAAUCAUUAUGUUGGAUGAGGCCCAUGAGAGAACCAUUCACACAGACGUGCUCUUUGGCCUGCUCAAGAAGGUACGCUUUCACAAAAAGAGAAGAAAUGUGGUUAUUGCUACUAACAUCGCAGAGACUUCUUUGACAAUUGAUGGGAUCUACUAUGUGGUGGAUCCAGGUUUUGUCAAGCAGAAGGUUUAUAACUCCAAAACUGGCAUUGAUCAGCGUAGUUACCCCAUUUCCCAGGCCCAGGCUAAGCAGCGAGCGGGCAGAGCAGGUAGAACAGGCCCUGGGAAGUGCUACAGACUCUACACAGAACGUGCCUACAGAGAUGAGAUGCUCACCACCAACGUACCUGAGAUUCAGAGAACUAACUUGGCCAGCACUGUACUUUCUCUAAAGGCAAUGGGCAUCAAUGACCUAUUGUCAUUUGAUUUCAUGGAUGCUCCGCCCAUGGAGACGCUCAUCACGGCCAUGGAGCAGCUGUACACUCUAGGAUCGUUGGAUGAUGAAGGUUUGCUCACACGCCUCGGUCGUAGAAUGGCUGAGUUUCCUCUGGAGCCCAUGCUUUGUAAGAUGUUGAUCAUGUCCGUCCAUCUUGGCUGUAGCGAAGAGAUGCUGACCAUAGUGUCAAUGCUCUCAGUACAGAAUGUCUUCUAUAGACCAAAGGACAAACAAGCUCUGGCAGACCAGAAGAAGGCUAAGUUUCACCAGCCUGAGGGGGACCACCUGACUUUGUUGGCUGUCUACAACUCCUGGAAGAACAACAAGUUUUCCAACCCCUGGUGCUACGAAAACUUCAUCCAGGCGCGAUCUCUCCGUCGUGCGCAGGAUAUCCGCAAACAGAUGCUGGGCAUCAUGGAUAGACACAAGCUGGAUGUGGUAUCAUGCGGUAAAGCCACAGUACGUGUACAGAAAGCCAUCUGCAGUGGUUUCUUCCGAAAUGCAGCCAAAAAAGAUCCUCAAGAAGGUUACAGGACCCUCAUAGACCAGCAGGUGGUCUACAUCCACCCCUCUAGUGCGUUGUUCAAUCGCCAACCUGAAUGGGUGGUGUAUCAUGAGCUUGUGCUGACCACUAAAGAGUACAUGAGGGAGGUGACCACCAUUGACCCAAGGUGGCUUGUAGAAUUUUCUCCAGCAUUCUUCAAAGUCUCUGAUCCCACACGCCUCAGCAAGCAGAAGAAACAGCAGCGGUUGGAGCCCCUCUACAACCGCUACGAGGAACCAAAUGCCUGGAGAAUAUCCAGAGCCUUCAGACGACGCUAGAACCCAUACUGCCGCUGAACAAAACAUCAACUUUGUGGUGUUGGCAGAGUGGAGGAUAAAAUGGACAGAAUCUAAAAAUGUUCGUAAGAAACAUGAGGUGCCCCAAUUUUGUUUUUUUUUAUAUACAAACAUAUUUGAAUUUAAAGGCGACUUUUCCUCAAAUUUUAGCUAACCUGGUUUUCUGCUUGCACUUUUUUUUUCUUUUUUUUUUAUCAGAAGCAUUUCAUUUUAUAUUUUUAUUUUGAAUGUCUCCCUGGGAUUUAUGAUUGAAAUUAUCCCUACCUUGUAUUUAAAAGAAUAAAAUAACCUGAGGGAUCAAAAUAUGAAAUAAAAUUAUCUGGGCUAUUUAACC
Sinocyclocheilus grahami is the source of this 3637-nucleotide messenger RNA. Its product is annotated as ATP-dependent RNA helicase DHX8-like. Gene Ontology annotation, cellular component: catalytic step 2 spliceosome; intracellular anatomical structure. NCBI's taxonomy places the organism in Eukaryota, Metazoa, Chordata, Actinopteri, Cypriniformes, Cyprinidae. Gene Ontology annotation, molecular function: RNA binding; RNA helicase activity. The record is from RefSeq and is a predicted model, not a curated record. Gene Ontology annotation, biological process: spliceosomal complex disassembly.